Zootoca vivipara (common lizard) is the source of this 2450-nucleotide messenger RNA. It is a transcript of the gene FDXACB1, whose product is annotated as ferredoxin-fold anticodon binding domain containing 1. Gene Ontology annotation, biological process: rRNA base methylation. The record is from RefSeq and is a predicted model, not a curated record. Gene Ontology annotation, molecular function: rRNA (uridine-N3-)-methyltransferase activity. NCBI's taxonomy places the organism in Eukaryota, Metazoa, Chordata, Lepidosauria, Squamata, Lacertidae. Gene Ontology annotation, cellular component: cytoplasm.
UUUUUAUUUUUCCCGAAUUGAAUUAUGAAAUUGUGAUUUUCUUGAGUCAAAAUGAGAGUAGCCCUAAACAUUUAUUUAGGAAAAAAAAGCAAUGCAUACAGUAUAUCCUGCCCGUCGGUGAAGGAGCUCCAAGGUUUUGCCACCAUGAGGCCUCUGCAUCAUCAGCCCUGUCUCCUCCUAGUUGGAGAAGGAAACUUUUCCUUCUCUGCCAGUUUGUGUGAAGGGAGGAGCUGUGAGGCACACAUUGUUGCUACCUGCUAUGAGAGUGAAGAUUCUGCAACUAGACAAGCUGUUGCCAAGUCCAACAUACAAUAUCUGAGGGACAGAGGUGCUGAAGUUCUCUUUUGUGUUGACUGCACAAAACUGAAGGAGCAUUUUUUGCCAGCUGAUUGGAAAUUUGAUUGCAUUUAUUUCAACUUCCCUCACUGUGGGAGAAAAGCUGGAGUGAAAAAGAACAGGGAGCUUCUUGCCAGGUUUUUCUUUAGCUGUGCAGAGGUCCUGGCAGAGAAAGGUGAGGUCCAUGUGGCACUUUGCAGAGGGCAGGGUGGUACCCCUGCAGACCAGCAUGUGAGGGAAUGGCAUAACAGCUGGCAAGUAGUGGCUAUGGCAGCGGAGGCAGGAUUUAUUUUGAGCGGCGUUCAUCCAUUCAACAUCAGUAGUGCUUGCAGAUAUAAAAGUACAGGUUACAGGAGUCAGGAUAAAUCUUUUCAUGUAGAAGGAGCUUUGAAUCACAUAUUCACACAGAGUGUGCCUUUUCAGCAUCCCAAGCCUGUGAUCUGUCAAACAGAACUGGAAGGGAAGUUGGUUUCCUUCCUUGUUCCAGAGAUAUUUCUAGAUAAGAUUAACAGGGGUUUCCUGGAUACAAAUUCGGAACAUCCUAUAAGAACAAUAAACGAAAAGCUCACUGAGGAGCUUGGCAAGUCUUUCCCAGUUCAGAAAGUGAGUGCUCCUCUUUCCUUGAUGUUCCAAGAUCGUCACAGCUCUACUUCCACUCUGGAUGCCACUUGGAUGGUUCCUGCUGCCAAAAGUAACCCAAAAGCCAAGUCUGUGGUUAAUAAAACUGCAGCGGAUACAGAGGCCUUUGCCUUUCCUUCUGGCUUUCCUGGCUGGGAUGAUACAGAUCAGGGUGGCAACUUGAUCAGCUGGGAAAGAGAUUGGAUCUUUGGACAUUAUUGUCUCCAACCUUCCUUUCUGGUUUCUCUUCACAGAACUGUACGAGACAAAGAGCUUCCUCUGGGGACUUUCCUGGUCCUCAGUGGGCUGGCAUUUAGGAAAUGCAAGCUCUCUGCUCAUGCACUGCCCAUUUUUCAUGAGUCCGUUUUUAUCUGUGUGGUUAAUAAGGGCACAGAAGAAGCGUGUAGCCAGCUCCUUGCGGAAAACCUUACAAGUACUUUAAGUGCACUGCUCCAGCCUUCAGGCUUCAAGCUAGACUGUACAGUGGACAAGCCAAAGACACAGCUAAAUACUUUUGCGAAUCCUGAACUUCAGCUCCUUAAAUCAAAGUACUUUUUCAGUGUGACCCCUGACACUUCUGACCCAGACCCAAAUAAACUUUGUGUAGGUACCGUAAGUACAACGCCAUGGCAGCCUACAAGCAUUGAUCGAGAAAUUAUUUGCGCUUCGCUGAACCUUGAUCUUCUGGCCAUGCAUGUAUGUGAAAUCUCUGACUGGCGCAUGCUCUGGACUUCUGAUGAGCGCUUCCUAAAUCAGUUUGCAGGUGGGCAUUUAGGUCCGUUCAAGACCUUUUCCCUCUACCCAGUCUCCUACGUUCAUGACAUCAGCUUCUGGGUUCCGAAACCAGAAGAGUUUAAUGAGACUCAGCUCCAUGCCAUUGCCAGGUGUGUGUCUUCUGAAUCAGUGGUGUCCAUCCAACUGCUCGACAGCUUUCGGCACCCAGGCACAGGGCAAACCAGCCUCUGCUACAGGAUCACUUACCAGUCUUGUGACAAAGCACUCAGUCGCCAGCAGGUGGCAACAAUGCAGAUGAAGCUUAGGAAAGAAGUACAGCGCUGUCUGCACGUGACUCUUAGGUAGUUCUUUAUCCUCAUUCUGUGCAGACAGGUUUUAUUGGACUCCAUAAUUCAAAUUAACUGUGUGUUAACAUCAGGCCAACCGUAGUAAGCCUUUUAUAAAGGCUGGAUGGGCUUGAAGGUGGUGCAUACCCCACCUUUUUUCUAUUUUCCUAUUUAAGGCAAUAAAGUCAAACACUUUAUAAACCUUGUUUAACUCUUGUCACUCUCAGUGAGUUCUUUUUGGAAGAGGUUAUCCAUUGCAGGCCGAUGCAAUUGUAUCUAGCGCCCGUUCAAAAGCUUAUAAAGGCUGCAGGUGGUCAGAGAAAAUAAUACAGGGCAGUUUCAUUUAGUCCCACCCACUCUUGUUUUGCUUAUUUGGAAUGGCAUAAAUGGAAAUGCUGGAUAUGUAACUGCAAGAUAUGUAGGGUUAAGCUGUUC